AUGCCGUCGACGGUGCCUGGCGGCGACCUGCUCUUCUGUUGCGGUACGUCGUCGUCGCUGGCACCAAAGAGAGGCCGCCCUCUUCAGCACCAUGUCAAGAAGCCUCCCCACGACAGAAAGCAAGCCAAGGGAGCCGCGGUGGUUCUGUCGUCCCCUCGCACCGACGACGACAUGGAAAAAAUGGUCGAUGCGCUGCGGCAGUCGCUGCACCUGACCAAGCCGAGCAGCACCCCGCCGACAACGCUGCCGCACGGCGUCGUCAAGCGCCGCGUGUACCUGUCCCCGCGGGAACGUGUACAUAGCUCGACGAGUCGACACAACAUGAACGUGCUUGACGCACCCACCGUCGCGGUACGGCCGUUGUCGUCGGACGGCUCUACGCGUGCUGACAAACUCCCGACCAUCGCCAAGCAACUGGACAGUUCGAAAGCAACGCGUCCUCCAGACUCGGAUGAAAGAACCGAAGCGUCGUCAAACCAAAGCCCGCCGCUUCCGACGGCAACGACCCAUCUCACACAAUCCAAAUCUGUCGACGAACUUUUAUCCAACAACGCCACGGACGGCGCCGCGCUCGACCACUCCAAGUCAUGCAAUGACUUGGAGUCGAUUCGCAGCCAGUUAGCAUUUGGCGGAUUUCACGUUGAGUUCGAAGAGCCCGAGACGGCCGAGGACAGCGCGCCGUCGUCGCCAAUGGGUCCAUGGCUGAAUCAAGUCGACGACGUACAGAUCUCGUUGGAGCCGGCAAGCUCGCCCCGCACGCGGCUGCUGUCCUUGUCCGUCGACGCGAGUGGAAGCAAGGAUGUCCGUCGUCAAAAGCCUGUCAAGGUCCCGUCCUCACGGAAAAGGACAGCAUCCAAGAAGAGAUACCCCGUAGGCCGGCCAUCGACCUCGGGCGAUUUGGCCACUGCGUUGGAAUUGUAG
Aphanomyces invadans is the source of this 921-nucleotide messenger RNA. RefSeq lists its product as hypothetical. NCBI's taxonomy places the organism in Eukaryota, Oomycota, Saprolegniomycetes, Saprolegniales, Verrucalvaceae. The record is from RefSeq and is a predicted model, not a curated record. The transcript has 5 exons. Bases 1 to 921 code for a protein of 306 amino acids.